ACUACAAUAUUCAAGUUUGGCGCCACUUCUUACGCAACACUAAUAGAAUUUAUGCAGACUGUCCAAAGUACUUUAUUUCAAAUGCCAGAGUACCGUUCGGUAGGUAUCACUUAUCAAAAGGAGAAAAUGACUAUAGAUGUGUUAGAUGAGUGUAGAAUUUGGCUAUCAACUGAUGGCAACCCAUUUUAUAGUAGUACAACGGUACGUAUUACUGCUUUGGCUUUUGUCUCUGGUAUGACGCCUUGUACUAUAGAAUUAAAUGAUAAAAAAGCUAUGAAAAAAUUAAAUGAAUUAGCUAAUUUAACAUCAAUUCGUAGCAACAAAAGUUGGAUCCGUUUAAAAAAUUGUCAAUUUCAUUGUUGCGUCGAUAGGAAAACUUAUUUCAAAAAUGCUAUCAUCGAAUUCAAGCCUGUCGAUGGAAGCGAAUUUCAGUUGAUGCGUUUUGAAAUA
Messenger RNA from Trichoplax adhaerens, 450 nucleotides. RefSeq lists its product as uncharacterized. Gene Ontology annotation, cellular component: AP-2 adaptor complex; synaptic vesicle. The record is from RefSeq and is a predicted model, not a curated record. Gene Ontology annotation, molecular function: clathrin-cargo adaptor activity. The transcript is spliced from 2 exons. Lineage: Eukaryota; Metazoa; Placozoa; Uniplacotomia; Trichoplacea; Trichoplacidae. The annotation marks the transcript as partial. Gene Ontology annotation, biological process: regulation of endocytosis; clathrin-dependent endocytosis; intracellular protein transport.